AAAACCCUGGGUCACUCAAUUUCCAUGGAACCUACACAUAUACUUACAUAACAAUAAUAAUAAUAUUCAAUAUAAUUAAUUAUUCAUCAAAUAGAUAAUCAUCAGUCGUUGGUGCUGUUGCUGUUAAUCUCUGCAGCCCUAAACGCCUCCAUUUUUUGAUAAAGGAUGGGCGACGCUAAUGAAAUUAAAGAUAUCGAUCUGCAAACGAAAGAAACUGAGGAUGAUUUUCAUGAUUCUGAUGAUGAUGAUCUUAAUAAGCCAUUAUGGAAAAAGUUUCGCCCGGAGCUUGAAUCAAGGUUGAGUGGUGUCAAAUCGUUUUUUAGGAUUCAUAUGGUUCCUGCUUCAGUUUCUGUAGCAAUGGUAAUGUGUUAUCUGCUCUUAAGAUCAAAGAGGUCAAAAUUUAAAGUUACUCCAUAUUCAGACUUGUUGAAGGGCCUUCAAGAUGGAAGUGUGACGAGGGUUCAGUUCAAAGAAAACUCACGUUGUGUAGUGUACGACAGUGUGCCACGAAUUUCUGAGAGUGCAAAAGUAUUAAAUCAAGGAAGCAGUCCUAUAUUAAAAUUCCAAAAGAUGCUGGCAUCCAUGGUUGGAAAUUUGUUACCAAAACAUGACAUCAUACCUGGGUUAUACCACUCACAAAUUGUCGCCGAUAAAAAGAAUUUGGAGCUUGUUGCUAGCCAAUUACCUAGACAUGGGUGGCAGUUUUCUACAAGAUACAUUGAUGAUGAUUAUAGAGAGCUUCUUAAUUUGAUGAAAGAAAAAGGAACCACGUAUGGGUUAGAGCCUGAACCGUUUGUAGUUUCAGCGGGGAGAAGGCUUUGUUCUACUUUACUAAGUCAAGCACCUUCAUGGGCUAUGCUGUCAUUGGUUGCUCAUGGAUUAGGUGGUGGUGGUAGCAGUAUUGCAAGAAAACCCAGUAAAAACGAUAUGGUAACUUUUGAUGAUGUUGAAGGUGUAGAUGAAGCUAAGGCAGAGCUAAUGGAGAUUGUGUCAUGCUUGCAAGGAGAUUCAAACUAUGUACUUCUAGGAGCAAAGAUACCUCGAGGUGUUCUUCUAGUGGGUCCACCUGGAACAGGGAAGACACUACUCGCCCGUGCAGUUGCUGAAAAAGCUGGAGUCCCAUUUUUCAUCACUUGUGCAAGUGAAUUUGUGGAGAUGUUUGUUGGAAGAGGAGCUAGUCGCAUCAGGGAUCUUUUUAAGGAGGCUAGAAAACAUGCGCCAUCUAUCAUUUUCAUCGAUGAACUAGAUGCAGUCGGGCUCAAGCGUGGUAGAGGAUUUAAUACCGAGGGUGACCAAACAUUAAACCAACUGUUGACAGAAAUGGAUGGAUUCGAGUCAGAUAAGAAGGUGGUGGUUAUUGCAGCAACAAAUAGGCCUGAAAUGUUGGAUUCAGCUCUCCUCCGUGCUGGCCGAUUUUCAAGAAAAGUUUUCGUGAAGGAACCAGACGAAGAAGGAAGAAAGAAAAUAUUGGCUGUUCAUUUCAGAGAUGUACCCCUUGAGGACGACAGGGAUGAUAUUUUUAAUCUGGUUGCAUCAUUGACACCAGGUUUAGUAGGUGCUGACCUAGCAAACAUUGUCAAUGAAGCUGCUCUUCUUGCUGCACGUAGAGGUGGAGUUUGUGUGUCGAGAGAUGACGUAAUGAAAGCUGUUGAAAGAACCAAAGUGUCGUUUGACGAUAGGCAGCAACAGCAGGAGUUCAGUAAACAAGAAGCACAAGAAAUUUAUUCGAUCUCGAACCAACUACUUGCACGGUCGAAGUUUGACUUUUGAGCAACAAAAGGCAGACAACUCUCUUUUUGCAGAUCAUUUGGCAGAUGGAACAUUCCUUGGAGGGACUCACUUAACCGCAUUCGUCUACACAAAGGUCAAUCGUUGCUAUGCGAAUCAGGAUCUAUUAAAAGAAGUGCAUCCAUUCCAAUAAGAACAAUACAUUUCAAGAGGCUGUCUUCCCUGAAAUCAAUUCAUUUACUUGCUAAGAUAUCAUUUAAUUUCUUUACAAUGUACAAAAGAUGUCAGCGUAAACAUACAUAUUUUGUGACUCCGCGCAAUGCCCAGGUUAUAUUUGUAGUUAAAUUUAUAUCACAUCUUUUGCUAUAAGCAGGUUUAAAUUUUAUUAUUAAACUCUUACAAUAGUUUCUGUAAUAAAUAGCUGAUUUAUUUAUUGGGUAAA
Molecule: messenger RNA, 2170 nt
Organism: Erigeron canadensis
Lineage: Eukaryota; Viridiplantae; Streptophyta; Magnoliopsida; Asterales; Asteraceae
Product: probable inactive ATP-dependent zinc metalloprotease FTSHI 3, chloroplastic
Exons: 7
Coding region: 166-1770 (534 amino acids)
Biological process (GO): proteolysis
Cellular component (GO): chloroplast thylakoid
Molecular function (GO): ATP-dependent peptidase activity; ATP binding; ATP hydrolysis activity
Source: RefSeq, a predicted model, not a curated record